Oryctolagus cuniculus (rabbit) is the source of this 1255-nucleotide messenger RNA. RefSeq names its product zinc finger CCHC-type containing 13 (gene ZCCHC13). The record is from RefSeq and is a predicted model, not a curated record. NCBI's taxonomy places the organism in Eukaryota, Metazoa, Chordata, Mammalia, Lagomorpha, Leporidae. Gene Ontology annotation, molecular function: zinc ion binding; nucleic acid binding.
CGUCACCAAGGCCCCCUAGAGUAAAGCAGCCAUUUCUUCCUAAGCCAACCAUAAGGACAGUAGCCUCGGGGCCUCCGGGCGGCGGUGGCGAUUUACCGGAAGAUCUCGCCACAACAUCUCACCGCAACCAGCAGCCAUGAGCAAUAAGGAAUGCUUCAAGUGUGGACGCUCUGGUCACUGGGCCCGGGGGUGCCCAAGAAAAGAAGCCCGAUCGCAAGGAAGUAGAGGCCGUGGCAGAGCCAUUCCGGGGACAUCCGCCAUGCAAGCUGACAUCUGUUACCGCUGUGGUGAAUCUGGUCAUCAUGCUAAAAACUGUGAUCGCCUCCAAGACAUCUGCUACAACUGUGGAAAAACUGGCCACAUCGCCAAAGAUUGUCUAGAGCCUAAACGCGAGAGAGAGCAGUACUGUUACACCUGCGGCCGACAGGGUCAUCUGGCUCGCGAUUGCACCCAUCUUGAAGAGCAGAAAUGCUACUCUUGCGGCGAAUUUGGACACUUCCAGAAGGAAUGCACCCAAGUCAAGUGCUACCGAUGUGGAGAGACCGGACACGUGGCCAUCAACUGUAAAAAGGCAAAGCAAGUCAACUGUUAUCGGUGCGGCGAGUUUGGACAUCUAGCCCGAGAGUGUGAUAACGAGAUGGCUUCCGAUUAACUUUUGUCCAACUUUUGUCCUACUUUUGUCCUUUGCGCCCCUUCCCCCUUCCAUCCCUUUUGCUGACUAAUAAUGGUAUUAUUUUCUCUGAAAUCCUUUCACUGACCAAGAAGUUGAUAGAUGUGGUUUAUCCUUGGGCUAGCCACCUUCAAUUACUAUGCUAAAGAAGGAAAAGGCUAGAAAGAAGAAAAAAAAACUUCAAGAAAUGUUACCAUAAGUAAUGUAUUACUUCUACACCAUGGUUGAAUCCAGUUGUUGGAUAGUCAUAGUCAUUGUGAGAACUAGACAGUUUCUGGGUUCUUGGGGUGUAUUUUGAUUUAACACCUUUAAUUAAGAGCCAUUGUAUGCCAGACUCUAAGGAAAGACUUGGAAAUGUGUCAGUGAACAAAUCAGAACAAGUUGGGGAAUACCAGCCUAGACCCUAUUAAUGAGUAAAGCGCAAAGUGUGUCAGAAAAAGCACAUCAAGCAAAAGGAUAGAUAUGGGGAAUGUGUAUGUGGAGGGGGAGAGAAGAAUAUGGUUCUCUUUUAAAAACUUAAGAACACCCUGAGGAAUGUUCCUCAGAGAUCCAUUUGUAGUGCAAAUAAAGCUGAUUCUAAAAGUC